This is a messenger RNA of Galendromus occidentalis (western predatory mite), 853 nucleotides long. RefSeq lists its product as uncharacterized. Lineage: Eukaryota; Metazoa; Arthropoda; Arachnida; Mesostigmata; Phytoseiidae. The coding region runs from base 56 to 640 and encodes 194 amino acids. Gene Ontology annotation, cellular component: cytosol. The record is from RefSeq and is a predicted model, not a curated record. Gene Ontology annotation, molecular function: oxidoreductase activity; FMN binding. The transcript has 6 exons.
GCGGUUCGCGAAGGUGAACGAUACAGCUGGAACGAGGCUGCAACUCUCGGUCCCGAUGAAGGUCGUUCUCUUCGUGGGGAGUGUCCGUCCAGGUCGCAUGGCGGAGAGGGUGGCAAAAAUGGUCCGCAACUACAUAUCGCAGUGGGGAGACAUCGAAGUGAUAACCUUUGAUCCGCUUGAGAAGAGUCAUCUGACUGAAGUCAGGGAGCCGGUUCAUUUCUCUAGCAAUCCUUCCGAGAAUCUUCUUACGGAUCAGGAAACGAUCGAGAAUGCUGAUGGCUUUAUAGUCGUUUGUAGUGAAUACAAUCGGUCGAUACCCCCUGUUUGCUCCGCGAUGAUGUGCAACUUCCCGCCCAAAUCCUAUGCGGCUAAGCCAGUGGUUUUCGUCAACUAUUCAUUAGGUCAAUAUGGGGGCGUCAGCGCGACCAUGAAUCUGCGGCAGUUUUGCACCGAAUUGAGCAUGAUCCCACUGCAGGCGUCGAUAAACCUGCCGCUCGUGAACAAAACUGUUUCCGAGGACGGCCAUUUAGAAGACGCUACCUACGAGCGUCAAAUGGAGCGGGCCUUCUCCCAACUCCUGUGGUAUGCGAGAGUCAUGCGAAAAGCCCGAAUCGAGGGUGACGAUCCGUUCCCGGCUUGACUACAGAUUGCAUGCAGUCGGCAGGAACGAGGUGGCAAAUCUGCGGCUCGGACGGAAACGACGGAAAAUGGACCUGGGGAACGCACCUAUUCUGCUACGGCUCGACGUGAUAAUAACUCUAAUCGUGCCCCCCUGGAAGAACGGGGACGUCCUAAUCGACGUUUCGGGAGGACUCCACGAGAGGCAGGGAGGCAUGUCUCGUCAUCAAGGCUC